UUGCCUCCAUGUCCCUAUCCUUCCUCAUCCACAAAAUUUCUUUUCGGCGCGUGCAUAAAUCAUCGGCGCGACCAGGUACGUCGACCUAAUAGAGGUCCUCGACCUCGAACCUAGGUUCGAUUGAGGGUCGAAGACCUUUCGGUGGGCCGAGGUGGCCGGAGGUGCGCUGCAGCGAUCGAUUGUGGUGAACAAACGGAGGCUGUGGCCGGUGGCGAUAUAGAAGCGUUUUUAGCGUGAGAAUGUGACCCUCUCCCGGCAGCAGAAGCAUGUGAACCGUGGGCUGCAUGUGUUUUUGGGUUGUACUGGUCAUAGACCGGUGGCAGUCUCCGGUCCGAGUUGGUGAAAAAGACUCGCGUCAAAUUUGACAUUCCUCAACUUUGAAGCAAAAAUGCCAAACUUCUCACCCAGAAACUUUUCCAUAACUGUUGUCUUCAUCAAUGUUCAUAAACUCAAGCCAUCAAACUGAUGCUAAUCAAAGCAGCAUCUGCAUAUCUCUCUCUCUCCUCUCCUAGGCCUUUAUCCUCUUUCUGUCUCUAGGUUCUUUUCUGUUGUUCCUCCUCUCUGUCUCUGACUCUGUCUCUGUCUCUGUCUCUCCGGCAAUGAAGCUCAACGCCCGCCACCCGCCGCCCUUUUAGAUGACGAGGCCACGGCUCUCCGCCGUCGUCUUCGCCAUCGCUGCGGUCGUGCUCUCGGCCACCACCGUGGCCCUUGCCUUGGGCACCGGCUCCACCAUUGCCGUCAGCUACUCCUCUGCCGCCGCCACCGUGUGUGGCAUCUCCUCCGCCCAGCCCAAGCAGAGGAUCAGAUGCUACCGGCGGGGGCAGGUGGUGGAGUUGAGCCCCUACACCUCCUUCUCCGCCAUCUCCGGCGGUGCCAAUUCCGUCUGCGGGCUCCGCUCUGGCGGCUACAGCUUCCUCUGCUGGGACACCCUCAAGGCUGACGGCUCCGCCCUCGUCUCCAAGAGGAUUUACAACGACCACACUGUUCUGUUGGAGAACAUCUCGGUCGGUGACUAUCAGAUUUGUGCACAGGUCAAUGGUACAAAAUCAGUCAAAUGCUGGAGAGGUAACAAAUCAUUCUCUUUACCUCCUGAGGACGAUGAACUCACUUCGAUCUCAUCUGGGUUCGGGUUUUCUUGUGGGGUUUCGGUGAAUUCGACUCGUGUCCGAUGUUGGGGAAGCAAUCCAAUUGCGGGGGAUAUAGAAAAUGGGUUCGGAACCAUGCCGAUGUCGAGCGUCGUAAGCGGCGGUUCUCAUGUCUGUGGAUUGAACGCGACUGGGUUUGUGGUCUGCAAAGGAAGCAAUGAAGCUGGGCAAUUAGAUGUUCCCUUCAAUUCAGCCAUGGAGUACUCUCUCUUGUCUCUAGGUGCUAAUCACAGCUGCGCAAUCCGGAGACUGAACAACACCGUGAUCUGCUGGGGUGGCAGAGGGCAAUUCGUCACGAAGGAAACCGAGGGAAUUAACUUCGAAGCGAUCGCUUCAGGCACGAACUUCACUUGCGGGUUGAUGACGAUCAACUACUCGAUAAUGUGCUGGGGUCCGGGAUGGAACAAUGGAUCAGGUCCUGAGCUGCUUCCAUUGACAGGGAUUUUGCCAGGACCCUGCGUUCAAUCCUGUGGUUGUGGCAUAUACACUCAGUCUCAGGGCCUCUGUCAUGGUUCUGGUACGAUUUGUAAGCCUUGCCAGUUCGAGUUCUUGACGCCUGUGCCGCCGCUGCCGUCGCCGCCUCAGCCGCCAUUGGUCUCUCCUACCUCUGCUCCAUCACGAGGCUUGAGGACGAGCCUACUAGCAUUUGCAGUAGUCGGCUCUGUCGGGGCUUUUUCAGGCCUGUGCACGGCUGCAUACUUGUUAUAUACGGGGGCGUGUUUCGGGCACAAGAAGGUACACAACUCGGUGCAGCCAACAAUCACGAGGGCGAAUUCCAACAACGCGAUGAACUCGAACAGCGGCAACCUCUUCAGAUCGUCGACCAUCCGGCGCCAGAGCUCGAGAGUAAUGAGCCGGCAGAGGAGCGGGACCUCCUCUAAGCACGCGGACAGGGCCGAGGAAUUCUCGCUCGCCCUGCUCGCCGCAGCCACAGACGACUUCUCCCUGGAGAGCAAGAUCGGCUCGGGGAGCUUCGGGGUCGUCUACCGGGGCAAAUUGCCCGACGGCCGCGUGGUCGCGAUCAAGCGAGGGGAGACCGGGUCGAAGGCGAACAAGUUCCAGGAGAAAGAGAGCGCGUUCGAUUCGGAACUAGCGUUCCUGUCGAGGGUCCAUCACAAGCACCUGGUGAGGCUGGUCGGAUACUGCGUGGAGAAGGACGAGAGGCUCCUGGUCUACGAGUUCAUGAAAAAUGGAGCUCUCUACGAUCACUUGCACGACAAGAACAACGUGGAGGUAUCGAGCAGCCUCCUGAAUUCGUGGAAAAUGAGGAUCAAGAUUGCGCUCGAUGCGGCGAGAGGUAUCGAGUAUCUGCACAGCUAUGCAGUCCCUCCGAUCAUUCACAGAGACAUCAAGUCGUCGAACAUAUUGCUCGACUCGAAUUGGACCGCUCGGGUCUCCGACUUCGGCCUGUCUCUGAUGGAGUACGAUUCGGACUCCGACCAGAGGCCGACGAAGGCGGCCGGGACCAUCGGGUACAUCGAUCCGGAGUACUACGGGCUGAACGUGCUCACGGCGAAGAGCGACGUGUACGGGCUCGGGGUGGUGCUGCUGGAGCUGCUGACGGGGAAGAGGGCGAUCUUCAAGGACGGGGAGGGGGAGGGGGCGGCGCCGGUGAGCGUGGUGGACUACGCCGUGCCGGCGAUAAGGACCGGGGAGGUGGGGAGGGUGCUGGACGGCAGGGUGGCGGCGCCGGAGAUGGAGGAGGCGGAGGCGGUGGAGCUGGUGGCGUACACGGCGAUGCAUUGCGCGAACCUGGAAGGGAAGGACCGGCCGACGAUGAGCGACAUUGUGGCGAACUUGGAGCGAGCUUUGAGCCUGUGCGAGGGGGAUAGCCAUGGAAGCAUCUCCAGCGGCGGAAUCUCCAUUGUUUCGGAAUGAAAGAGUUUGAGAAGAGAAACCACACGAGGGAGAGUCUAAGAUUCAAAUUUCAUUAUUUUUCCCAGAUUUCUCUGUCUAAUUUAAUUGUUUUUGCCUGAAUUGUUUCGUUGUAAACUUCAAUUUUUCUCUUACAUUCUAACAUUUUGUAAAGAGUAGCUCCUUUUUUUCCCCCUAACCGUAGAUUUUUGGGAAAAUUUUCAUCUAGGCAAAGGCUGUAUUUUUACAUUUUAUCUUUUGUUAUUUCCCAAAAUUGUUUUUCAAGUGGACAACCAAUUUUUUUUUUAUGAUUAUGUCGAUUAUUAUGUUCUCCUUCUUUUUAUGCCAGAAAUGAUUGACAA
Messenger RNA from Eucalyptus grandis, 3361 nucleotides. Its product is annotated as putative serine/threonine-protein kinase-like protein CCR3. Gene Ontology annotation, biological process: protein phosphorylation. Bases 636 to 3023 code for a protein of 795 amino acids. Lineage: Eukaryota; Viridiplantae; Streptophyta; Magnoliopsida; Myrtales; Myrtaceae. Gene Ontology annotation, molecular function: protein serine/threonine kinase activity; ATP binding. The transcript is spliced from 2 exons. The record is from RefSeq and is a predicted model, not a curated record.